CCACUGAUCCUGACGCACCAAUUCAGUACAUUUGCCAGCAGAGAGCAUUGUGAGAUCGCAGGUCAGGAGGAUGACUGCUCGAGUGUGUUUCUCAUUGAUUGCUGUUUAUUCGUGUCUGUUCGGAUACUUGAGCAUAACUCAUGCUAUUCAAAGACAAACCACAGUGAAGCCGGGUCAAUGUCCCCUACCGGAGAUGAUUCCACUGCGUGCUGAAAGCUGUGUCCGUGAUAGCCAGUGUCCUGCCACACAGAAAUGUUGCCCAACCGCUGGUGGCUUUUCAUGCAGUGAACCACGUGGCCAGGGAAGAGGCCAGGGCCAGGGUAGCGGUCAGGGCAAUGGAAGCAGUCAGGGCAAGGGUCAGGGCCAGGGAAGCGCUCAGGGUAGCGGCCAGGGAAGCGGCCACGGUCAGGGAAGCGGCCACGGAAGUGGUCAGGGCCAGGGAAGUGGUCAGGGCAAGGGCCAGGGGAGCGGCCAUGGUCAGGGCCAGGGAAGUGGUCAGGGCCAGGGAAGUGGUCAGGGCCAGGGAAGUGGUCAGGGCCAGGGAAGCGGCCAAGGUAGUGGUCAGGGCAAGGGUCUGGGCCAGGGAAGCGGCCAGGGCCACGGCCAGGGGAGCAGCCAGGGCCACGGCCGGGGCCAGGGAAGCGGUCAGGGCAAGGGUCAGGGAAGCGGCCAUGGUCAGGGCCAGGGAAGUGGUCAGGGCCAGGGAAGCGGUCAGGGCAAGGGUCAGGGAAGCGGCCAAGGUAGCGGUCAGGGCAAGGGUCUGGGCCAGGGAAGCGGCCACGGCCGGGGCCAGGGAAGUGGUCAGGGCAAGGGUCAGGAAAGCGGCCAUGGUCAGGGCCAGGGAAGUGGUCAGGGAAGUGGCCAGGGCCAGGGAAGCGGUCAGGGCAAGGGAAGCGGUCAGGGAAGCGGCCAGGGCCAUGGUCGGGGCCAGGGAAGCGGUCAGGUUAAGGGAAGGGGCAAUGGCCAGGGUAGGGGCCAGGGCCACAGUCAGGGGAGCGGCCAGGGUCAGGGAAGC
This is a messenger RNA of Carassius carassius (crucian carp), 1015 nucleotides long. RefSeq lists its product as uncharacterized. Gene Ontology annotation, cellular component: extracellular region. Gene Ontology annotation, molecular function: peptidase inhibitor activity. The transcript has 2 exons. The record is from RefSeq and is a predicted model, not a curated record. The annotation marks the transcript as partial. NCBI's taxonomy places the organism in Eukaryota, Metazoa, Chordata, Actinopteri, Cypriniformes, Cyprinidae.